AUUAUUACUCAGCAGCGGUCGGUGGGUCGUCACUAUUUCAACCUCUACCGCUCCGCCUCCCUUUCGUGCCGACUAGAACGGAGAAUCUUCUUACGGCGAUGACGUCAUCACCGGAGUCCUACUCAGACCCUUCUCGGCGUAUAUUUGACCAUUUCGCUGGUCAUCUUAUGCCCUUGCUUUUAAAAGUGCAUGCCGGAUGGAUUUAGUUUGAAGCUGAAGUUUUCAAGGACUUGGAAAGCAGGAAGUAUCAUGAAGGCUCCACCGGCGAAUGGUUUCCCGGCCAAUCCCGCAGAAGGGGAAAGUAAGAGAAUAAACUCAGAGCUAUGGCAAGCCUGCGCAGGGCCACUCGUGUCUUUGCCACCAGCUGGCAGCCAUGUGGUUUAUUUUCCUCAAGGGCACAUCGAAGAAGUGGCAGCUUCAAUACAGCAGGAAAUGGACUGCAAUCCGAAUUACCUUUUGCUUCCCUCUAAAAUGAUCUGUGUGCUUCAAAAUGUCACCUUACAUGCUGAUAAUGAAACAGAUGAGGUUUUUGCUCAGAUGACACUACAACCAGUUAAUAAACCAACAUUUUUAGAAAAGUUUGAUAGAGUGGCGCUGAUUGCUUCUGAAAUGGGACUCGAACAAAGCAAGCAACCUACAGAGUUCUUCUGCAAAACACUUACAGCAAGCGACACUAGUACUCAUGGAGGAUUCUCUGUUCCUCGUAGAGCUGCUGAAAAGAUAUUCCCGCCUCUGGAUUUUACAUUGCAACCACCAACUCAAGAGUUAGUGGCCAAAGACUUACACGACAUAUCCUGGACAUUUCGACAUAUAUAUCGGGGUCAACCAAAGAGACAUCUACUGACCACUGGCUGGAGUGUAUUUGUCAGCACAAAAAAACUUUUAGCUGGAGAUUCCGUCGUUUUCAUUCGAGAUGAAAAAUCACAACUUCUCUUGGGAAUAAGGCGUGCCAAAAGGCAGCAACCAGCUUUUUCAUCCUCUGUCCUCUCAAGCGAUAGUAUGCACAUAGGAAUUCUUGCUGCUGCUGCUCAGGCUGCUGCAAAUAGUAGUCCAUUUACAAUCUUCUACAACCCAAGAGCAAGCCCCUCCGAAUUCAUCAUUCCUUUAUCCAAAUAUAAUAAGGCAUUGUGCACACAAGUGUCCCUUGGCAUGCGGUUCAGAAUGAUGUUUGAGACUGAGGAGUGCGGGGUACGACAUUACAUGGGAACAAUCACAGGAAUUAGCGACUUUGAUCCUGUUCGGUGGAAAGCGUCGCAAUGGCAUAACAUUGAGGUUGGAUGGGAUGAAUUAACAGCGGCGGAUCGACCAACCCGGGUAUCAUUAUGGGAGAUUGAACCGGUUGCGACCCCAUUCUACAUAUGCCCGCCUCCAUUUUUUCGGCCUAAAUUUCCUGAACAACCUGGGAUGUCUGAUGUUGAGGCUGAAGCAGAGAAUACCUUUAAAAGCGCCAUCCCAUGUCUUGGGGAUGAUUUUGGCUUAAAAUCUACUCAGAGUCAACUGUUCCCUGGUCUGAGCCUGGUCCAGUGGAUGGCUAUGCAGCAAAAUUCUCAGCUAAAUUUCUCCCAGCCAACCUACCUUCCCUCCUUGGCCGCAUCUAUUCCAGAUAGCCUCAUCUGCAAUGAUUCUACAAAACUAUUGAGUUUCCAGUCUCAAGCUUCAUCUGUUCCAAAUCAUCAAGGCGGUUUCAAAUUAAAUCCACAAAGCCAACAGUCUGAUCAACUCAAAAAUCUACAGCAGCAAACUUCCACUGAGAUCCAAUUCCAGCAGCAGCAGCAGCAGCAGCAGCAGCAGCCGAUGGCAGAACGUCUGCAACAUUUAAAACAGAAGAAAAAUUACAACCAACAACAGGAUCAGCAGCAGCUUGAUGCACAAAAGCAGCAAAUUUUAACUCAAGCACAGUUACUCAAUGAACAACUUCAGCCAUCUGCUUAUCAGAUGCAGCAGCAACAAGUACUACAGAAACAAAACUCUCACCCUCUGCCGGAAGAAAUCUUAUUGAACCAGACCACAGUUCAGCCACCAGUGCUUCUUCAAUCUAAUUCCAGCUCCCAACAACCUGUGGACCUGCAACAGUAUUCUCUAUUCCAGCAGCAGCAGACAAAGAUGCAACUUUUACAGAAGCUCCAACACCAGCAAGUGCUGUCUCAGCUUAGUGCUCAACCACAUUCUCAGCUUUCUCAACAGCUGCCAGUGCAGAACCAGCAACUUCAUAAACAGCAAUAUUUCCAGCGAUUAUCUGCAAACCACAUCGCAGGUCACUCAAAUCCUCAAUUACUUGCCAGAACUUCACCUUCACCAUCCAAAAGUAAUGCACCCUCAUGCUCUACCUCACCUUCCAGUACUUGCCAAAUCUCUGGGUUACCUAGUCAAGUGCUGCAUGAACUUCAGAACAAGCAUGAAACGCAAGUGAUCAAAGAGACUAAUAAUAUUUCUUCUUCUACAAGUUCUUUUUGCUUGGAUGGCAUCUCACAGGAAGGGUUUUCACUUUCUCCUGUAUGUUUGGAUGCAGAUGUUCGACAUAAUCCUCAUAAUGAUCUUCUUACAGGAACCAAUACGGAUAUUUUGCUGCAGUACCCAGUGCUAUCAAGGGGACUCAGUUCAGGAAAGGAUAUGGAAGACUUCUUGCCGAGUUACUGUAAUCAGAGGGAUGUUGAGAAUGAUUCAACUGCUGCUGUCAGCUCUCAGACUUUUAGCAUGCAAGAUAUGUCAUUCAAUCCUGGAUGCUCUGGUGAUACUUGUUUUAGUGAGGUUGGGACGUUGAGCCAAGCAAUGUGGGCUAACCAGUCACAACCCAUGAGAACCUAUACGAAGGUUCAAAAGCGUGGAUCUGUUGGAAGAUCAAUUGAUGUCUCUCGUUAUCAUGGUUACGAAGAACUCCGCCAUGACCUUGCAUGCAUGUUCGGAAUUGUAGAACUUGAAGAUCCCAUCGGAACUGACUGGAAACUAGUAUAUGUGGAUCAUGAGAAUGACAUACUGUUGGUUGGGGAUGACCCUUGGGAGGAAUUUGUGAACUGUGUUCAAAGCAUCAGAAUACUGUCAUCAUUGGAGGUUCAACAAAUGAGCUUAGCUGGUGAUUUACCAAAUGUGGCCUUUCAGAGGCAAGCAUGGAGAUGAAAUGAUGAGGAUUACUGGUAAUUUACGUAGGUGAUUUACCAAAUGUGCCGUUUACUUCUGGAAGGCUACAAGUUUGAAAGAGCUAUUAGCCGCAUGGAAAAAGUAAAUGUCAAGUAUAUUUCAAGCCCUUUUUUUUGUAAUUUUUUUCAAAAACAAGUUUAGCUUUUUUUUGUAAAUAAUAGC
Phalaenopsis equestris is the source of this 3297-nucleotide messenger RNA. Its product is annotated as auxin response factor 16-like. The transcript has 14 exons. Gene Ontology annotation, cellular component: nucleus. The record is from RefSeq and is a predicted model, not a curated record. Bases 190 to 3114 code for a protein of 974 amino acids. Gene Ontology annotation, biological process: response to hormone; regulation of DNA-templated transcription. Lineage: Eukaryota; Viridiplantae; Streptophyta; Magnoliopsida; Asparagales; Orchidaceae. Gene Ontology annotation, molecular function: DNA binding; protein binding.